AGUGAGGAGUGGGUAGUGGAUGUUUGCAUUGGAAAGCUCGAAAUUCCUCUUAGUACCAUUUAGCCAAAUCACCCAGGAUGAACUGUGCUUCUUAAUGUAGCUACCCUCAAAAAAUGGUGUAACCAGUGACACGUCUUACUUUAUGGAGAGCCGUGGUCAACCAUGGAGCACUUUAGUAAAGGGCAUGCCUCCUUGUGGCUUGGUUUCGGCUGACAUGUCUAGUUUAAGCUGACCAGUCCAACGGAGACUGACAACAGGGAGGGAAGUAGGAUGUGGGAAGAGGAGGAUUCUCACAAGCAUUUGUUGGACAAAAUGUUUGCCAGAGGAACAAAGAGAAAAUGUUUUGACGGCGAAGAUGACGUUGAAGGAACCCUGGCUGGUUUUAAAACUCUUCCCUCCUACAAUCUCCAGCGGCAGUCCCUUUUAGAUAUGUCUCUGGUUAAGCUUCAACUGUGCCACAUGCUAGUUGAACCUAACCUCUGUCGCUCAGUCCUCAUAGCCAAUACCGUGCGACAAAUUCAGGAAGAAAUGACCCAGGAUGGGACGUGGCAGAUGAUAAAUGCCCAGAGUACAGGACAACCUUCACUUGACCGCCUGGUAUCUACGGAUAUCCUUUGUCGUUCAACAAAAGAGCAAGGUGAAGGGAAACUCGUUCCGGGUUACGGUAGCUUCACGAAAGACUUUGAAGACAUCCAGUCACACGAUAUUAUUUCAGAAAUUUCAACAGUUACGUCCAUCCAAGCCGCGAGAAACCCUCCAAGCAACGUAUGGGAAAUGGAGAGCCCUCAGGAAAACCGAGGAAACUUUCAGAAGUCAUUAGAUCAAAUAUUUGAGACCUUGGAAAACAAAACACAGAAUUGUGUGGAAGACUUGUUUUCUGAUGUUGAUAAUUCUUACUAUGAUCUCGACACUGUGUUAACAGGAAUGAUGAGCAACACCAAAAUGGGACACUGUGAUGUACUAGAGAGCUUUUCUUCGCCACCAACUACCAAUUCCAACUCUAACUGUAAAUCCGACCUGAACGAGCUCGACCAUAUCGUGGAGAUCCUUGUCGAGUCUUGAAAUGGUCAAAUUCAGGGCAUCCCUCUUUCAGAGAAGUAGAGAACCGAGAACCCAAAACUUUAGUUUGCUAUCAAAUGUAUUUGUAAUCUCCAUAAAACUGAUAAAGCACUUCAUUUUGCGAACUAGUGUUAAUCUCUAAAAUCGAUGUGCGACUAGCGCAUCAAGAAUUUUGGUUUGUACAUUGCGAUGACAGUACAUGCUGUAGCAAUUUGUUGCAGGGUCUUGAAUCUUCCAAGUUUGGACUUCCUUCAUUACCUACCUGUUCAUCAUCAUCAUCAAUCGUAUUUAUUGAGCGCUUACUAUGUGCAGAGCACUGUACUAAGCGCUUGGGAAGUACAAAUUGGCAACAUAUAGAGACCUGUUCUCCCUGUUCCACUCCUCAAGGCAAUGGUCCUGGAGGGAGAGCUUGGAAAAUGGGUUUUCAUUCAGCCCUGAUUUCUGGACUCCCUUUUCUAAUCUCCAGAAUACUUGGAACAUCACCCCACAUCCCCUUCUCCACCCUUCCCUUCUCUCCAUCCCUCCAUUUCAGCGGCAGUCACCACAGCAUUGCAACAAACAGCCCACCACUUCAUUAGCUUAGUUACGGGCUCAUUUUUGUUCGUCAGUUCCGUAUGUUUCUUGGCAAUAUUUCGUCUUUAAAAUAUAUUUUUAAAACGUUUUAUACUUUUAUCGGUGUGUUAGAUUUUUCCAGCUAUUUUCCUAAAAGUAUAUUUUUCCUAUGAACAUCAACUGCUACUUUGGUAAUUUUUAUAGCGUAAACAUGUGCAGUUGAUGCAUUUCUUUUUUAAGAUUUUGAAGAAGGGAAUUUUUUUUUACAGUGAGCUACGAAAAGUAGCUCAGUAAAGAGUAUAAACUGAAAAUAUACAACUUGAUACUUUAAAAUGUAAAAGCUGUUUUCAUGUUAUUACAUUUUAUAGAGUAGUGCUUAAUUACGAAGUUGGGCAUUGCGUAGGUAUGCUUUUUAUACUUGAGCAUUAUUGGAGAAAUUGAUCAUAGUAGAUGCAAUUGCUUCUGUUAAACAAGCCAUGUUUUUGUUAACAUCAAAUAUAAAUUAUGUAGGGUUUUAUUUAUGUAUAUUUAUAUGUAAAUGUCAUCAAGUGAAUUGUUUAUCAUUUAAGUCUACGGUCAAAUAUUUGUUUAUAUGGGGAAAAUGAUCUUGCACUAAUUUACAUAAAGUGUUAUUGGGGGGGCCUUGAAAUCCCUUGAACAGAAUGUUCUGAUAUAUCUUGUCUAAAUUAGUGUCCUUCACUCCUGUCGAGAUUGUCCGUACAGCUGAUCUUCCUCUAAAAAACGUUGUGAUUUUGCUUAGGCUGAUGUCGCCAUUUAACUAAGAAAUUACACAUUCGUUGUAGAGUGUGCUUAUCCAACAGAUCUGAUUUAUAGGAACAUUUUUGGAAAGGGUUAGUAUAAAUGUGCCGUAGUUUUAUUUUUAAAAUUAAAUUGCACGCUAGAAAUUAACCGGUCCCAGUUGGCCCACAGCCGCCCUUCAGAUGUUUGAAAUAACUAACUAAAUCGCCUAAGAGAUGGACUAGCAGUGGCAGAAGAGAUUUGAGAAAUGGAGUGCAGAUCACUGAGAUGUUGGCUUUUCUUUGAGUUUGAUUUGAGCACGAUAAGGGACCAUUUCUUUGUCUGUCCCUCUUAGUACAUAGCCCUCUCGCCACUUGGUUCAGAGCUGUUUUGGAAAAUCAGCGGGCCUGAGAGUCAGAGUCCCUGGGUUCUAAUCCCAGCUCUGCGACUUGCCUGCUUGGACAAGUCACUUAAU
Molecule: messenger RNA, 2824 nt
Organism: Tachyglossus aculeatus (Australian echidna)
Lineage: Eukaryota; Metazoa; Chordata; Mammalia; Monotremata; Tachyglossidae
Gene: CDCA4
Product: cell division cycle associated 4
Exons: 3
Coding region: 271-1062 (263 amino acids)
Cellular component (GO): nucleus
Molecular function (GO): transcription regulator activity
Source: RefSeq, a predicted model, not a curated record